UUCAGCCACAGCAAUGCAAAACCAGAGAAGUACGGGGAAAAAAAAAACAAACCAGCAACCCCCCACAAAACCCCUUUCAGCCCGCAGCUGCACAGCUUUAUCUCGCCCUGAAAAGGCCUUAUACCUGGUCUGUCAUGUAACAGAAGGGUUUUUCAUCACAGAAAGCAGCAUUUCAUCAGAAACAGACUGAUUAACAAUUAAUCAUCCUCACGGCAUGGAAGGAUUUCUUGCUAACGCAGCAGGUUGUCAGGUGUCUAUCACCAGCUCCCCGCUGCAGCAGGAGGAACCAGAGCUCAGGAUUGGAGACAUUUCAGGUUUCUGAACAGUAAGUCAUGUUGGGAAAAAAGUUGGUGACCGCACAGAAGCGAGGGGAGACGAGAGCCCUGUGCCUAGGGCUGGGGAUGGUCGCGUGCUCCAUGAUGAUGUACUUCUUCAUUGGGAUCACCAUUGUGCCAUUCUACACUAAAAGUGUCUGGACAACAGAAACCGUGUGCAAGGUGCUCAGAGCCACCAUCGAGGACAAAGUCCUCUGCCCAAACAGCAAGGGCUCGGAGGAUGAGGGUGUCUGUCACUACCCUUGUCUCCAGGUGUGGGUUAAUCUGACGGCCUCGGGACAGGAGGUCAUGCUCUAUCAGACUGAAGAUACACUGGAAAGAAACUCUAAGUGCUCCUACGUGCCAGGCAACUCUGAGAACCCCAAAGAGGUUCAAGCACGAAUAGAAACCAUUGCAAACAAUUUCAAAAAAUACCAGACUUUCCCAUGCUACUAUGACCCCGGAGGAACACAGACCAAUGUCAUUUUGAGCAGAAUUUACCCCCCCAGAGGUCUCAUCUUCACUUUCCUUUGGCCCACGCUCAUGUUCACUGGUGGAUGUCUGAUUAUCAUCCUGGUAAAGAUCAGCCAGUACGUUUCUGUUCUUUCUGCUUGGCAGUAGAAAAUAAAUAUCUGGCUCAGACUGUUGCUAGAUAUUAAAGUGCC
This is a messenger RNA of Oxyura jamaicensis (ruddy duck), 979 nucleotides long. RefSeq names its product potassium calcium-activated channel subfamily M regulatory beta subunit 1 (gene KCNMB1). The record is from RefSeq and is a predicted model, not a curated record. The transcript has 5 exons. NCBI's taxonomy places the organism in Eukaryota, Metazoa, Chordata, Aves, Anseriformes, Anatidae. Bases 333 to 935 code for a protein of 200 amino acids. Gene Ontology annotation, molecular function: calcium-activated potassium channel activity; potassium channel regulator activity. Gene Ontology annotation, cellular component: membrane; voltage-gated potassium channel complex. Gene Ontology annotation, biological process: detection of calcium ion; potassium ion transport.